GGCAGUGGUGGAUGUGAGUGGGCAGUGGGGACAUCCGCCGUGGGACAUGUGCCCUGCUCUGACACCCCCGUGGGUUUGUUUCCUUGGAGGUCCAGGCAUGUGGGAUGUUCUCACCAGGGUGGGAAGGACCAAAUUCUGCUUGCCUGACCCAAACCCCACAGCACCAGCACCAGGCUGGGGAUACCCUGGGGGCUCUGGUGGCUGCCACUUGCUUCCUUUGCCUCUGUCCUGCCCCAUCCCUGGUCAUGCUGGGUGCCUGGACGGCUUCUGAAUCCGUGAAUUUUUGCCCUCUCCAUAUCUCUCUGUCAUUUCUCAGGUCUCUUCCCAGGAAGAGCAGCUGGGGCAGGUUGCGGGAGGUCUGCCGCUUGGCCAACAUCCCGUUGACUCCGGAGACCCAGCGGGACCAGGAGCGGCGGAUACGCAGGGAAAUCGCCAACAGCAACGAGAGACGGCGGAUGCAGAGCAUCAAUGCUGGCUUCCAGUCCCUGAAAACCCUCAUCCCACACACGGACGGGGAGAAGCUCAGCAAGGCAGCCAUCCUUCAGCAGACAGCCGAGUACAUAUUCUCCCUGGAGCAGGAAAAGACUCGGCUGCUGCAGCAGAACACCCAGCUCAAGCGGUUCAUCCAGGAAUUCAGUGGUUCCUCCCCGAAACGGCGACGGGCGGAGGACAAAGACGAGGGGAUCGGCUCGCCAGACAUCUGGGAAGAUGAGAAGGCCGAGGAUCUGCGUCGGGAGAUGAUCGAGCUCCGGCAGCAGCUGGACAAGGAGCGCUCAGUCCGCAUGAUGCUGGAGGAGCAGGUUCGCUCCCUGGAGGCCCACAUGUACCCCGAGAAGCUGAAGGUGAUCGCUCAGCAGGUGCAGCUCCAGCAGCAGCAGGAGCAGGUGAGGUUGCUGCACCAGGAGAAGCUCGAGCGUGAGCAGCAGAUCCGAACCCAGCUCCUGCCAUCACAUGCUCCCCCAGCACCCACCCACCACCCCACCGUGAUCGUUCCAGCACCGCCUCCCUCCCAUCACGUCACCGUGGUCACCAUGGGCCCGUCCUCGGUCAUCAACACAGUCUCCACAUCCCGGCAAAACCUGGACACCAUCGUUCAGGCGAUCCAGCACAUCGAGGGGACGCAAGAGAAGCAGCUGCAGGAAGAGGAGCAGAGACGCGCCGUCAUCGUGACGCCGGUGCGCGCCUGCCCCGAGCCCUCCGCCUCCGACACCGCCUCCGACACCGAGGGCAACGACAGUGACUCCAUGGACCAGAGCAAAGAAGAGCCCUCGGGGGAUGGGGAGCUGCCCUGACACCCCCCAGCCGGCAGCCAAGGAGGGGAGCCGGGGCGGGGGGGGAAAUGUCAGAGAAUAUGCUGAAAUUUUUAAAAAAUACAACGCGAUUUGGGUCUCUUUUAUGACCUUUUUCCAAUACUGUAAAGCAGAGCGCUAGAGGCAGGCAAAGGUCACCCUUCAGCUCCCGGGGGGCAGCCACAGUGGGAUGCAGGGGGCUUGGGGCAUGGAGGGGGGGGCGUUUGGGAUGGGAGUCACAGCUCCCCACCCUAUUUUUAUCACUCCCCCCACCUGCCAACCCACAGGGAACCCUGCCAAGCCAGCAGCAGCCCCGCUGUUCCUGAUGGUGUUCCCUUGGAACAGGGCCUUUGGUUGGGAUCUUAAUUUGGUUUUUUCCUUCUCUUUUGUGUUUUUUUUUGUUCAAUUAAAUGUUCGUUUUUUAAGCAGGGGGGAGAUGCCAAGUGGCACGGCAGCAAAGGUGGGACAGGGACCCCUGGCUUCAGGGUACAACCAGCCCCGCCACGGCUCCCGCACUCCACGUGGGGCAGGGAAAACCCCUUUGGAUAGUAAAAUAAUCCCAGGAUGAUGCCAUUGGAGCACAGGCAGGAGGGUCGGCACGUGCCACCUCUCCCUGGUAUUUCCAACCCUCAUUUCCUUGGCACGGGUAUGGCGAGUUGGGGGCUGAUUUUCCAAUCCCACCCCUAUCCCCGUAUCCAUCCCUGUCCCCCAACUCUGCUCCCAUCCCUCCUUUAAGCACUUAAUCCGGUUUGUGGGGUCCAUCAGCUCCGAAGAGCUUUUCUAUUUCGUGAUUGUGUCGCUUGGGUCUGUCGUGGGAGGUGGGGGGGCCCCUGUUUUGUGGAUCCCCCCCUCGCCCUGCCACUCCCUCCCCCCGGCUGUAGGGUUUUAGGCCAGUCGUGUGUAGAGCCUCGGUGGUAUUUGGUAAGUUCCCCCCCAGCCGCAGCUGUUUCUCGGUUCCUUUCCCCCCCCUUUUUUUUUUUUGUUCUGUUUUGUUUUGUUUUGGGUUUUUUUGUAUUUUUUUUUACGAUUUUCAGGUCUUUGUGUUGAUUGAGAAGCUAUUCUAUUUUGUUAAGAAAGUUGAAAAAAAAAAAGAGGCUCGUGCCUUUGUAAAGAAACAAAAUAAAGUUUG
Molecule: messenger RNA, 2418 nt
Organism: Neopelma chrysocephalum (saffron-crested tyrant-manakin)
Lineage: Eukaryota; Metazoa; Chordata; Aves; Passeriformes; Pipridae
Gene: TFAP4
Product: transcription factor AP-4
Exons: 7
Coding region: 105-1292 (395 amino acids)
Biological process (GO): regulation of transcription by RNA polymerase II
Cellular component (GO): nucleus
Molecular function (GO): protein dimerization activity; RNA polymerase II cis-regulatory region sequence-specific DNA binding; DNA-binding transcription factor activity, RNA polymerase II-specific
Source: RefSeq, a predicted model, not a curated record